AUGUGGUCGGUGGCGCGCGUCGGCCUAGUGAGCCGCGCUCCGCGCCUUGCGCCGCUGGCGUGUGCUGUGCCGCGCCUUGCGCCGCGCGCUGUGGGUGUGUCACGCAUCGCGCUUGCCGCGCGCGCGUUUCACGCUUCGCCGCUCGCGUACAAUGCGCCGAAACAGGCGCCGGAACCCGGCACGGCGUCGCAUAUCCUCUCGACGCUGCGCGACAUGGCGAACGCGCGGCGCCGUGGUGCGCAGGGUAGUGUCGGUGCGCAGUUUCCCGCGCUGCGCCGCCUGUACACGCUCAUGCUGCCCGAAUACAAAGGCAUGGUGAUCGCCAUGUCGCUGCUGCUCAUCGCGUCGGCUGUCUCGCUGAGUGUGCCAUUCACCAUCGGCAAGGUGGUCGACUUUUUCUCGUCGCCCGAGGCGAAGCUGCCGCUGGACCUGAGCAUGUCGACCGUGGCCAUUCUCCUGCUCACCGUCUUUGCGAUCGGCGCCGUGGCGCGUGCUUCGUCCAAUAUUCUGCUCGAGCUGGCCGGCGUGCGCGUGAUUCAGCGCAUGCGCGAGCGUGCGUUUGGCAGUGCGAUCCGCCAGGACGUUGCGUACGCGGACCGCGGCGUGGGCGACACUGUGUCGCGCAUCAACAUGGACUGCAACAUUGUCGGCGAGGCGAUCACGACCGAUCUUGCCGAUGGUCUGCGCUCCGCCGUGACGGUCGUCGCGGCGGGCUCAGCGAUGUUUUACAUCUCGACCAAGCUCACGCUCGUGAUGAUGUGUGUCAUCCCCCCGGCGGCGCUCGGUGCGGCGUUCUACGGCCGCUUUUUGCGCAACCUGACGAACCGCACGCAAGAGGCCGUCGGUGAAAUGACGCGCACCGCCGAGGAGCGCCUGAACCCCCCCGCGUUCCGCACGAUCGCCGCCUUUAACACGCAGAAGGCCGAGUCGGCGCGCUUUAAUCGGCGCGUCGACGAAAUUGUCGCGCUGCAGACCAAGGAGGCGUACGCGGGCGGCAUCUUUCACUCCGGCCUCGGCUUUGUCGGCAACUGCGCGAUCGUUACGCUGCUCACCUACGGCGGCCACCUCGUGUCGCUCGGGCAGCUGACGGUCGGCGACCUGACGUCGCUACUGAUGUACACGGCGUACCUCGGUGGCGGUGUGAUGCUCAUGACCUCGUUCUUCACGUCGCUCAUGAAGGGUGUCGGUGCCGGUGCACGUGUCUUCCAGCUGCUGGACCGCACGCCCGAGAUCGAGCUGGGCGUCGGCAAGAAGCUCGAGAUUCCGAUGGUCGACCGCCGCGGCGGGCACAUCCACUUUGACCAGGUCAAGUUCCGCUACCCCUCGCGCCCCGACACCCCGAUUCUGAACGGCGUCACGCUCGACAUCCAGCCCGGCUCGAGCGUCGCGCUGGUCGGCGGCUCCGGCGCGGGCAAGUCGUCGGUGCACGCGCUGCUCCUCCGCUUCUACGAGCCGACCUCGGGCACGGUCUCGUUCGACGGCCAGGACGUGCGCACGCUCACCCCCGAGUCGCUGCGUGACGCGAUGGGCGUCGUGUCGCAGGAGCCGACGCUCUUUGAAGGCACGAUUGCGGAAAACAUUGCGUACGGCACGCCGCACGCGACGCGCGAGCAGAUCGAAAAGGCGGCGCAGUCGGCGAACUGCGUCGAGUUUAUCGCCGCGCUGCCGAACGGCUACGACACCAAGAUCGGGCCCCGCGAGCUGAGCGGCGGCCAGCGCCAGCGCAUCGCCAUUGCCCGCGCGCUGGUGCGCGAGCCGACAGUCUUGCUUCUCGACGAGGCGACCUCGGCGCUGGACUCGGCGUCCGAGCUGCUUGUGAACCAGGCGAUCACGUCGAUCAUCAACGAAGGCCGCGUCACGGUCUGGAUCGUCGCACACCGCCUCAGCACGAUCCGCGCCGCAGGCACCAUCAUGCUCCUGCGCGACGGCGAGAUUGUCGAGUCGGGCUCGUUCGAGGACCUCGACCAGCCCGGCACCGCAUUCCGCGCACUGAUGUCGUCGCAGCUGCAGGCCACGGAGCCGACGCAUGCCGCGGCACCCCACCAUGCGACACGUCGGGGUUACCACACCCUUGCGGCUCCGACGGGUGGCGCGAGCGCGCCCCGCCCGGCGGCCCCGCGCACGACGCGCGCAACGCACAGCGCCGCGCGCGCUCUUCGCCACGUCCCCAACGCGGUGUGGAGCGUGGACGCGACGGUGCUUGCGGCGAAGAAAAAGCACGCGCUGCCGCUCAGCUGCGAGGUGCUCGAGCGCCUGCACAAGCUCGCGGCGCUCCCCGUGCCGGACGCUGCGGCACUCGAGCAGACGCGCGCGGAGCUCGAGCCGCUCGUUGCGCUGAUCAACAGCAUCCGCUCGACCGCGUCGCGCGUGCCGCACAUUGAGGAGGUCGCGCUCCUCCCCCGCCGCCCGGCGGCCGAGGCACUCGAAGCACCGCCCGGCACCGAGCCGCUGGACCGUGCCGAGCUGGCGCGCUAUGCGCCGCAGCGCUCGCGCAGCGGCUACUAUGUUGCUCCGUAG
Molecule: messenger RNA, 2517 nt
Organism: Malassezia japonica
Lineage: Eukaryota; Fungi; Basidiomycota; Malasseziomycetes; Malasseziales; Malasseziaceae
Exons: 3
Coding region: 1-2517 (838 amino acids)
Biological process (GO): oligopeptide export from mitochondrion
Cellular component (GO): mitochondrial inner membrane
Molecular function (GO): ATP hydrolysis activity; ATP binding; ABC-type oligopeptide transporter activity
Source: RefSeq, a predicted model, not a curated record